AUGAACUGUUCUUUUAGGUAUAACCUACUACGUAAGAAAUUCCCAGCCACUUCAUUCACUGGCGCCCCAGUUCUGUCCGAUGCUGGGUUUGACCUACUGAACAAGCUCCUAACGUAUGAUCCUGAGAGGAGAAUAACUGUUGAUGAAGCUCUAAAGCAUGAUUGGUUCCGUGAAGUCCCUCUGCCAAAAUCCAAAGAUUUCAUGCCUACUUUUCCUGCUCAACAUGCCCAAGACAGGCGUGGGAGGAGAAUGGUAAAGAGCCCUGAUCCUUUGGAAGAGCAACGUAGGAAGGAAUUAACACAAGCUGAACUUGGGUCUGGUGGUCUGUUUGGCUGAAGUGUCGCGCACCUGUUGAAGAUAGCAUUUGGAAUACAACCUUGAUACUCUCAAUUACCUCGAAACUACCACAAUUAGGCGAGGGCUACUGCUUAAGCGGAGGUUGGAACAUUUG
Molecule: messenger RNA, 451 nt
Organism: Camelina sativa (false flax)
Lineage: Eukaryota; Viridiplantae; Streptophyta; Magnoliopsida; Brassicales; Brassicaceae
Source: RefSeq, a predicted model, not a curated record